Molecule: messenger RNA, 483 nt
Organism: Onychostruthus taczanowskii (white-rumped snowfinch)
Lineage: Eukaryota; Metazoa; Chordata; Aves; Passeriformes; Passeridae
Product: adenylate cyclase type 3-like
Exons: 4
Source: RefSeq, a predicted model, not a curated record
CCCGCGGCGGCGGCUGCGGCUGCGGGACCUGGCGGAGCGCGUGGCGGGCGCGGCGCAGAACGAGCAGGAGCUGCACCGGCUGCUCAACGAGGCCCUGCUGGAGCGCGAGUCCAUCCAGGCGCUGAAGGGCAAGAGCACCUUCCGGCUGUCGCUGCGCUUCACCGACCCCGAGAUGGAGACGCGCUACUCGGUGGAGAAGGAGAAGCAGAGCGGCGCCGCCUUCAGCUGCUCCUGCGUCGUCCUCCUCUUCACCGCCCUGGUGGAGGCCGCCAUCGACCCCUGGUUGGUGACCAACUACGUGACCUUCGUGGUGGGCGAGGUGCUGCUGCUGGGCCUGACGCUCUGCUCCUUGGCCGCCGUCUUCCCGAGGGCUUUCCCCAAAAAGAUGGUGGCCUUCUCCACCUGGAUCGACCGCACCCGCUGGGCGCGCAACACCUGGGCCAUGGCGGCCAUCGCCAUCGUCACCGCGGCUCCAACCCCCUG